Messenger RNA from Cyclocybe aegerita, 654 nucleotides. The record is from the annotation of a GenBank genome assembly. NCBI's taxonomy places the organism in Eukaryota, Fungi, Basidiomycota, Agaricomycetes, Agaricales, Hemipholiotaceae.
AUGGAUCCCAAUGUCCACCUCACUUCUGCCCAGUCUCCAUCGACCACGGACGAGUUCGCGCAGAUGCGCAAUGUGCCCUACCACACCGCCAUGGGUUCUUUGAUGUAUGCGUCACUCGGAAUGCGCCCCGACAUCACCUAUGCUGUCCAAACUGUCUUGCGCUUCUCCACAAAGCCUGGAAUCGCGCAUUGGGAUGCUGUCAAGCGAAUCUUUUGCUACCUGAAGGGAAUGAAGGAGUUAUGGCUGUCAUAUGGAGGACAGCAGAAGGAGCUUGUUGGAUACACAGAUGCGGAUGGGAACAUGGCUGAGGAUCGCCAUGCCAUCUCUGGCGAGUACAUUGCUGCGACGUACGCCUCAAAGGAAGCCCUAUGGCUUUGUUCCCUCAUCUCCCAACUCUUUGACACAUCACUUGGCUCCACCACACUAUUUUCGGACAACCAAUCAGCAAUCACACUCGCAAAAGACCAUCAAUAUCACGCUAGAACAAAGCAUAUCGACAUCCAAUUCCACUUCAUCCGUUGGAUCGUCAAAAACGGAUCCAUCCGCCUUGUCUAUUGCCCUACCAAUGAAAUGGUGGCCGACACACUCACCAAGGCACUUCCCUUGCCAAAGGUCAAGCAUUUUGCAACCGAACUCGGACUCAUCUCGGUUUGA